AUGCUCUACCAACUGAGCUACUGUCGCACCGGACCUCACCCAGCUCACCGGACCUCACCCAGCUCACCGGACCUCACCCAGCUCACCGGACCUCACCCAGCUCACUGGACCUCACCCAGCUCACCGGACCUCACCCAGCUCACUGGACCUCACCCAGCUCACUGGACCUCACCCAGCUCACUGGACCUCACCCAGCUCACCGGACCUCACCCAGCUCACCGGACCUCACCCAGCUCACUGGACCUCACCCAGCUCACCGGACCUCACCCAGCUCACUGGACCUCACCCAGCUCACUGGACCUCACCCAGCUCACCGGGCCUCACCCAGCUCACUGGACCUCACCCAGCUCACCGGGCCUCACCCAGCUCACCGGACCUCACCCAGCUCACUGGACCUCACCCAGCUCACUGGACCUCACCCAGCUCACCGGGCCUCACCCAGCUCACUGGACCUCACCCAGCUCACCGGGCCUCACCCAGCUCACCGGACCUCACCCAGCUCACUGGACCUCACCCAGCUCACCGGACCUCACCCAGCUCACCGGACCUCACCCAGCUCACCGGACCUCACCCAGCUCACCGGACCUCACCCAGCUCACUGGACCUCACCCAGCUCACCGGACCUCACCCAGCUCACCGGACCUCACCCAGCUCACUGGACCUCACCCAGCUCACCGGACCUCACCCAGCUCACCGGACCUCACCCAGCUCACCGGACCUCACCCAGCUCACCGGGCCUCACCCAGCUCACCGGACCUCACCCAGCUCACUGGGUGUCUGACUUGCCGAAGGCCAGCAGACGUGUGA
Messenger RNA from Knipowitschia caucasica, 807 nucleotides. NCBI's taxonomy places the organism in Eukaryota, Metazoa, Chordata, Actinopteri, Gobiiformes, Gobiidae. The record is from the annotation of a GenBank genome assembly.